UGUCCUUGGUUCCGCGCGGGCUAAUACCGUAACCUUCCUAGUAGGUGAGGCCCGACACCAAUACGUUUUAGGUGGCAGUAUCAUCGACUCAGCCUUCACCAUUUGAUAAGUACUGCUCUAUUCUUGCCGAACUAAGGAGAAGCUCUUAGAUUCAGCCCGACUCGUUGGCAUCAUGGAAGGCGAAGAUCAAUCUAUGACAGACGCGCCUAAUGGACUUGACGAAUCUCAUGCUCCCCCUGCCACAGGACAAGGUAGCGACUUAUCAGCCCAUAAUGAUAUGAAUGUAGACACAGACGAGAGUGAAGAUUCAAGUGAGGCUGAGCUUCGGGCCAACUCGAUGCUGCAACGCAGAAAGCUCCCUACAGGAUGUUGUUACGAUGACAGGAUGAAGCUUCACGCGAAUGCUGAUUUUGGCCCUGCUCCUCACCAUCCAGAGGACCCUAGACGAGUCGAAGAGAUCAUGAAGAUGUUCAAAAAGGCCGGUCUCGUAUUUACCGGUCCUGACUCUGAGCUUCUGGAUAUUCUGAGAGAGAAUCCGACCAAGUAUAUGUGGAGAAUUCCAGCUCGCUCUGCCACGAAGCAGGAGAUUUGUACGGUGCAUACCGCACGACACUAUGCAUGGGUCGAGCAUCUCUCCGACAUGCCCACAAGGGAACUGAGACUACUAAGCCAUAAUCUAGAUCAAGGUAGAGCCUCGCUCUAUGUUGGCGGCAUGUCCUAUGAAGCAGCAUUGCUCGCAGCAGGAGGGUGUGUGGAGACGUGCAAAAAUGUUGCCGCCGAGCGUGUCAAGAAUGCUUUCGCCAUUAUUCGGCCACCUGGUCAUCAUGCCGAGUACGAUACCCCCAUGGGAUUCUGUCUAUUCAACAACGUCCCAAUCGCCGCAAAGGUCUGCCAAAAUGAAUUCCCCGACACAUGUCGUAAAAUUCUCAUCUUGGAUUGGGACGUUCACCAUGGGAACGGAGUUCAGAACAUGUUUUACGAAGAUCCGAACAUCCUUUACAUAUCCAUUCACGUAUAUGAGAAUGGUAACUUUUACCCGGGGAAGCCAGAAAACCCCAUGAUACCCGAUGGAGACAUAGACAAAGUGGGAGACGGCCCAGGCGAGGGGAAGAAUAUCAAUAUUGGCUGGCCAUCCCAGGGUAUGGGAGACGGCGAAUACAUGGCUGCAUUCCAACAUAUUGUCAUGCCAAUCGGUCGCGAAUUCAACCCGGAUAUGGUGAUCAUCUCUGCUGGCUUCGAUGCGGCCGAUGGUGACGAGUUGGGUGGAUGCUUCGUCACGCCGACAUGCUAUGCCCACAUGACGCAUAUGUUAAUGUCCCUUGCCGGGGGGAAGGUGGCAGUUUGUCUGGAGGGUGGUUAUAACCUGAAGGCUAUAUCCAACUCAGCUCUAGCAGUUGCCCGAACACUUAUGGGCGAGCCGCCACCCCAAAUGUCCAUACCUCCCAUUGCUAAAGAAGCCGCAAAAAUGAUCGCCAAAGUUAAGGGGAUACAAGCUCCCUACUGGGAAUGUAUGAGGCCUGGUGUCAUUGACCUUAAUGAGUUGGGUGACAACAGGUCUCGUCUGCACGAUGUCAUUCGAGGUUAUCAGCGACAGGUGCUAUCUCAGAAGUUCAACAUGAUUCCACUCUUUAUCCAGAGAGCGGUUCUCUAUAAGUCGUUCGAGAAUCAAGUUCUUGUUACGCCCGGAUUACAAGCUAAGAAAAAUAUAAUGGUUAUAAUUCACGACCCUCCUGAACUAAAAGCAAUGCCGGAUACCAUCGACAACACCGUCGACCCACAUAACGGCUUUAUCGUGGAUGGUGUCACGUCGUAUAUCGAGUGGGCGCACAAGAAUGAUUUUGGUAUCGUUGAUGUUAACAUUCCACAUUAUAUCACGCGUCCGGAGGAUAUGGAUGCAUACAUGGCUCGAGCAGAUGAGAAGACGUUGCAGCGCCAGAUACAAGAGUUGGUGUGUUACAUCUGGGACAACUAUCUUCAGUUGUACUCGGCCACGGCGAAUUUAUUCGUCAUGGGCGUUGGUAACGCAUACUUGGGGGUUAAGGUCCUCUUGACAAAUCGAGAUUGCAAAUAUCAGCUCUCAGGAGUCGUCAAUUUUGUCACGGGCAGCCUACGACCGGUCAAGUCGGAAACAGAUCCGGACCUGUCGACCUGGUAUAAGCAAAACUCGCUAGUAUUUGUGACCAACGAUCAUGCUUGCUGGGCGGAUAGCAGUUUGGCAAAGAAGGUGCUUAAGAAGCGUUUUGGGGGCGUACAGAAAAGCCCCGAGUCUGGACUGAACCGUAUGAUGGAAGUGCAUGAGCCCGAUGUCUGUCAAUUCAUCAAUGAGAGGCUUAAAAGCCAGAGACGAAGUGGCAACACUACCGAGGAUGAGAAUUGAACUUGGAGGAAUUCUUGUCUUGUAAUGAGUGAGUGAUGGGAUAUGUAGGUGUAGAUACCAGAAGAGGUAUAUCAGUCUCUGUCCAGGGCCCUUUCCCCUAGUUUCUAGGUUGGGGCUUCAGGCUACAGCACCGAUGAUUCUCGGGUUCUAGUUGCCUCAGACUGAACCUUUAAGUAGGUAUUAAUUCGAAAGAACUGAUGUCCCUUUACACAGAAGUCGAUAUCGACAUUUCCUUCGAUGUUUCUUAGGCCUUGCUCC
Messenger RNA from Hypoxylon fragiforme, 2635 nucleotides. RefSeq names its product putative histone deacetylase A. Lineage: Eukaryota; Fungi; Ascomycota; Sordariomycetes; Xylariales; Hypoxylaceae. Gene Ontology annotation, cellular component: histone deacetylase complex. The record is from RefSeq and is a predicted model, not a curated record. The transcript has 4 exons. Bases 173 to 2377 code for a protein of 734 amino acids. Gene Ontology annotation, molecular function: histone deacetylase activity. Gene Ontology annotation, biological process: chromatin organization.